Messenger RNA from Guillardia theta CCMP2712, 8259 nucleotides. RefSeq lists its product as hypothetical. Lineage: Eukaryota; Cryptophyceae; Pyrenomonadales; Geminigeraceae. The coding region runs from base 1 to 8259 and encodes 2752 amino acids. Gene Ontology annotation, biological process: multicellular organism development. The record is from RefSeq and is a predicted model, not a curated record. The transcript has 13 exons.
AUGACUCUGAUAGAGGAUUUGGAGGAUUCGAGUCUUAGGGUUCCGAUGUCCAUAUCAAAGGUGACUGGAAUCCUCUUGAGCCUGGGCAUCAACGACGAGCUGAACGCGCUCUUCGAUAGCCUGAGCUCGGAGGACUCUUUCUUGCGCAGACAAGAUGAGGUCCUAGAACGCAUCUCCCUGCAAGACCAGAACGAAUACAGCAUCUGGUCCGACUCAAUCUUCCUGCCCUUGCUGUUUGCUAGCCUUGCACAGUCUACACGCCCAUGUGACGUGCUGGAGUGCGUCCAAAACUGUCAAGCGAAGCAUGCGGCAGAGUGGGGAAACAAAAAGGCAACAGGAAGGUACCUGAUAGAGCAGUACCGAAAGUCAAAUCAGGCACCCAAGGCCUUUGCGCAGCACUUCCCUAUCGAAAGAUCUUUGGAAGCUGCCAAGACCUGGAUCCAGGGCUCGCUGAACAGCUCUGAGCGAUGUUUGUCCACGUGGAGCAAGCUCAACGCAAGCCCAGACGUGUACUUCAUGGACCUCUCGGUCGGUGACGUGCAGGAACAAGAAAUGUUCAAGCUGUUGGCGGGGCCUGACGGGAGCUGGAUUCGGGUGGUUCGCAUCAACGAGGGCAAGGAUGACCAGGACCGCACGCUGGGGUUGCUGGUGCUGCUGUCAGCCCCGGAGGAGAUCAAGCUCCUGAUGGAAAAGUCGGAUGAGCUGGAGAAGGAGAUCAUGGAGCAGGACUGCUCUGAGCGCCCCGCAAGGAUUGAGCUACGAGGAAGGGGAGGGUGCAAUCGGUACAGAACAGCAAUCGAGAUCGAGAUCGUGGAUCUGAGUGACCUGACGGAACAGGAGUUCCUGGAUGAGGUCAGGAAGGCAUUUCGAUGCAACACGCGGACUAGCCCUGUUGGAAUUCAGCUGGACAAGAUCGAAAAGAUCCAACUGGUGGAGGUUGACAUACCUGGGGUGACGGAAGGGGAGCCGAUUGGGGACGACUACUUCGAAAAGAUAGUGCGACUGUACAGAAAAGCUGAGAGCGGCAGCAGGGAGCAAGGGAGCCAACUGCUGUUGAAGUUCGAGGUCUGGGCGACCAAGGUUGCAUCGGGCGAGGAGAGCGAGGAGAACGAGGAGGCUGAAGCAGAGGAGGUUCAGGAGAUCGACCCGCUGGGGGUGGUGCAUCCCGAGCAAAGAGCAGUGGCUCGCAGGAUCCUUGGGAGGCUCAAGUAUGUUUUGGAAGGGAGGGGGUAUGAGCUAUCUCAGUUCAAGAAGCUUGACUUUGCCGUCUUGCUGCCCAACUUCGUGUCGUUGAAGCAGCAGACGGAGGCUCGCAUGCAGGCGACCUUGUACCCCAACAUGGACGUAGACGUAGACAAGAAGGUGGUCCCGCUGCAGGCGAACCCAGUGAUGUCGCUCAAGAAGAAAAUCCUGAAGCUCGACAGCAGCACGCUCUUCGUCCUCAUCUCCGACGAGUCUCACUGGGCGCUGAACAAGGACAGCCCACAGGACCUCAUCGUGAACGAUCCAGACCUCGUCAAGAAGGCCAACUUCGUCGUCCUCCAGGUCAGCGCGACGCCUUUCGCCAACCUGACCCACCACAGCCGGAUACCCGAGCUGUACGUCCGCUUCAAGGACGACGAUCCUCACAGUGAUGUCGUGGGCACCUUCAACUACUCUCAGGACAUGCGACAGCGGACUGACUUGCAGGAGCUGCACGUUGUCAAGUGGAACCUGAGCUCGCAGCCCAGCCGGUCGACCUACUUCAGGCUCGAAGACUUUCUGCGCACCAUGCCGUCGCCCACGCUGCUUCACUGCAUCCUGGAGCAGGAGCAGGAGCAGGAGCAAAAGCAGCACCGGAGCAGUCGGGCCCGGCGAAACCUGAUCAGAGGGGACGAUGCUCUGUGCAGCCUGAUGCCCAGCAGCAGCCAGAAGCGGAAGAAGGACGACCCAGUGCGUGAAGACUACUGGAUCGUCGACUUCCUCUUCUCCAUGCUCUACUUCCAUCACAUCCGAUGGGACAGGGAAGCCAAGAGCCUCAAGCCGCUUCCCGGGGACAAAGACGACCUUCGGGAGGAAGUGGCUUCUUUCAACGAGAACGGCCUCGAGAAGGAGUUCCUGCGGUUGGCGGUGCAGGGGAACAACCCAAGGCUGAUGAUGGUAGCAAUGGAGUACUUGAAAGCAGUUGAGAAGGAGCUGGAGGCCGAUGACGAUGAGUUGUUCAAGUCAGCGUUCGUGUUGAAGCUCAAGGCGGAGAUGACAGAGAUGAGAGGAUCGAGCAGCAGGCAGGAGGAGGAGGAGGAGGAGGAGGAGGAGGAGGAGGAGGAGAGGCGCUUCUGCGGAUUCAACGAGACGGAUCGCAUGCUAAAAGACCUGCUCUCGAGCAAGAAGAUCGAUGGCGGGCUCUACGGACACAUGAAAGUCGUCAGGAUGUACAACAUCAACUUCGCCGACAUGGUCUACGAUGCCCUGAAGCUCUACCGCGAUCACUUCUUCGAUCAGUCCCCACCUCCCUUCGCCAUAAUCAAGGACUACGGCGGCUCUCCACUCAUCGAGUGCAUCGAAGAUGCUUUCCGCAAGCAGCCGCUGGUGUACAAGAGGGGGAAACCUCCCCAAACGCUCAACUCGAUCAUUCAGAAGAUGCGAUCCAAGAACGCAAGUCAGCGGCGGCGGAACAACAGCGGGGAGUACAUCCAGUACAAGGAUCUGGCAGGCCUGCCUUGCAUCCUCCUCCUGAUCGAGAAGGGCAGGAUGGGCGACACGUUCCCCCAGUCCUUCAACUGUCUUGACAUGAGGAUCAGGUCCUCGGAGAACACGACGACGUUGAUCCAGGAGCUCGGACGACUUAGCAGAUACGCUGCCCUUUCUGACCCCAUCCCCUUCACAGACGUCGAACAUGCCCUCCGGAUCGCCAAGGAGCAGAGAUGGUUCGAGCAGGGCCUCCCGGCUGCCGUCUAUGCAGCAGAGGCUCCUGGCGUCAGCACGGGCACUAGGAUGGUGGGUGUGGCCUGGAGCUGCGAUGGCUGGACGGAAAGAAGCAUCCUGAAGGGGGAGGGAGGAGGCAAAAGCUUCAAGAUCAGGGAAGGGAACAUACUCGUCCUCGAAACCGUCAGGAGCGAUCUCGACCUCACCAACUGCAUGCUCUUGCACUUUCCGCAGGGCCAGAAGCGCGCCAAGGACUGCCCUCCCUCAUGGUCGGACGUUCUCUGCGUCGAGAUAGUCGAGCACGAGAGAGGGUCCAACGAAGUUCGCGUCCGCCAUCGGUCAGGCCCCUCCCUGUCCAGCUGCAGCGGGCGGUACGUCCUGAUGCGAGACACGUCGGCCCUCUGCUUCCUGGCAAGCACGGGCAACUGUCCAGCUGGAGGCGUGCUGAGGACAUUCGAGAACGAGCUGCCGUACGCCAUCGUGAGCAAGAAUCUGCACAGUGCUCUAGAGCGAGCGAUCUGGACGGCGGAGGAGUACAGCAGGGAGAUCUGGGAGUGCAUCAAGUUCAACGCGCCGCUGCACACGCACGUGAAGAAGAAGAGGAGGGGGAACAAGCCGCUCGAGAUCAACGAGCGGGUGAACGAGCUGCACGACUACCGGAGGAGCUAUGAAGCCGUCUCGAGGAAGGGCUCCGGCAGGGCCACGAUCGACCACUGCGACUGGUGCAAGAACGAGGACGUCAGCAAGAGGGGGCAACACUCGCUCCGCUUCCUCCUCUUUGCAGAGUGUCAGAUAGGAAAGACGGGAGCCUACCUCCACCUCCUCGACCUCCUCCGCGAGAAGAUCGUCGGCAGCCCUGAGCAAGACUUCGCGCACAUCCCUCCGGUCCAGCCCGGGUGCCUCCUCGACCCCCGCUGCUCGACCCCGACCUCUUGGACCCACCCGUACUGGAAGGAUCUAGCUGGGGUCCACAUGGGCAAGUCGAGGCUGCUGCAGCUGAAGGUGGGCAAGUACCACAAGCUUGUCAUCUUUCAGCGCCUGAAGCUCCUCCUCAAGUGCGUUGAGAAGUCGGGCACGUCGUGGGUCAAAAGUUACGUCGACGGGAUUUUCUCCCUCCCCUCCCCGGACAACCUGGAGGGAGAGUGUGUGCAGGCGAAGUGCAAGCAAGAAAGGCUCGAGAGCCUGAAGAAGCUGGACAGCUCGGCCCCAGUUGAGGUGCAGCUCGGGCCGUCGGAUGGAGGCUCGACGACGUUCAGGGUCACCGACGAGACGCAGCUGAAGGAGUUGCUGGAGUGGGACAUGAACGGGAAGGACGCGUGCUCGGUGGUGGAGGAGGUGCUGAGAGACGAGCUGACGACUCGCUUCAACGAGAAGAUGCUGAGAAAGACCAAGGGAGGCUUCUGUAUACCCUCCUCCUUCCACUCCUCCAACGCUCAGAGCGUCGCCUGGAAGUGCAGGGGGGGCGAGAGGGAGGAGGUGGAGGGGCAGCAGGUGAGUGCUCACGAGUUCGCUGCGAAGAAGCUCCAGGGACUCCCCUCGGCAAGGGAGAGGAAGAGACCGAUCCUGCUCACUCUGUCUGACCGCAUGAGAACCUUCAGCCUGUCGAAGCUCUUCGGGGAGGACAGGACCACUUGGCCGCAGAUCUCGUUUCCCUACGGUCAGGAGGAGGUGGAGCGGUACUUUCAGGUGGAGGACGGCAAGGUGACCGGGGCGAAGGAGGAGGAAGUGGAGGGGUCGAUUCGCAACUGGGUUUUCACGGCUUCGUAUGAGCGAGAUUCAGAGAGCUCGAGGAAGAAGGGGCGGUACGCGUUCCUCGACAGGAGCAGCGCGUUCAAGGAAGGGGGCAGGCAGGUCCCAGUCAGGCAGGUGCUGGUGGUGCGUCCUGACAGGAAGGAGCACGAGGGUCAGUUCAGUGCGUACAUCAACGACGCUGGCUCCAGCUACAUCAUCGUUGCCCUUCCUGCCCGCAUGAUCAUCAGCCGCUCUUUGGAGCAGCUCGGGUUCCGGAACAGCCAGUUCAUGGGACAGAUGACCGAGGGGGAGAGCCUGGUGUUGACGCCGGAGGUGGGAGGCAUCGGGUACGCGAGGUUGUUUUCUCAGCUCUUUGCGUACCUGCUGGGCCUUGACAGGAUCUGGAUGGUGGACGACAACGUCCUGGAGUGUUACGAGCUUGACCUGAACUGCCUGUACCAGAGCUCCCCUCCCCAGCACCGCACCCAGCCAGCCCCCUGCUCCUUCGCGCGCAUCAUGCUAAGCAUCCAGGACAUGUUCGAUCAGGAGCAGGGCCUGCCAGAGGCCCUGCUCAAGAAUCGUCAUGCCGCGUGCCCAACGACUGACAACUUCUUCACGCGCCAAACGCUGCACAAGCAGCAAGUCAGCUGCAAGGCAGUGAGAGGGGAGGAGGCGCAACAGGCGGCAGGAGGUCGGCAGAAGGAGGAGGCGCAGGCAGGAAGCUCGACCGUCAAGUCGAAGAGGGACUUCAGCGGAGACCUGAAGGGGUACGCGGUCAUAGGAAUCCAUAGGAACGUCAACUCGUACUUGAAGGUCAAGAACCCGUUCAAGCUCACCCACAGCGUCUACUCUUUCUUCCUCCUCAACGUCAGGUCCACCAUCAGCAAGGGCGUCCUGUACCCGCCGAAGCAGGUGUGGGAGGACGUCGAGUUCAACAUCAUGUGCGAGGAGCAGGGCCUUGCCGUGCUCAAGAUCAACCGUUUCUUCCACCACAAGCAGCAUGCAAGCUUCUUCGAUAGGAUCGAGCGAGCGGCAAGCAACCUCUCCGAACCCUGUCGCACCAUCCCCGUCCUCGUCAACGACAGGGCACUCGAGGUCGACGUUCCUGACUCUACCUUGCCCUCCUGUAAAGUAGUCUGGAAUCUCGUUCUCUCCCUCCUCUCCCAGCUCUGUAGCGGCGGAAAGGUGCUGGAAGCAGUGGCGCAGCUACGAACUGGUCGGCAGCAGCUGGAGCUGGAGGAGGACUACAGCCUGAGCUCGAGCUGGGAGGCUGCUAACGAGCUGUGCUCCUCGCUGGAUGUGCGCUGCAUGUUCCCGCUGGGCAAGGACGCGAGCGAGACGGUCACGAGGCCGGAGGGGAGGCCGCCUGCCGAGCCGUCGGCGAUGCUGGAGGCUGUGGUGAAGGCGGUGGAGGGUGCAGGAGUGAUGUACUACCCCCUUCGGACGGACAUGGCCGACGAGGCAGGGGCUGCCUGCAUGCUGUUCGGUGGAGAUGACUUGGCGUGGAGCGAGCUGAGUCCGAAGAGUGCGCAAGACUUCCAGGGGAAGGAGAGGUUGUGUCUCCUGUGGGACUGCUUCUCCGAUUUCUCUCUGCGCAUAUUUUUGAAGAGGUUGACGGAAAUUUUGACGAUCAACCGUCGGGUCCGCGAGAUGCACCUGAUCAUGCCGUACGAGAUGUAUGUCGAGCACGAGAAGCAGAUAGAAGAGCUAGUGCCAAAGUUUUCGGUAGGUGAGAAGUCGUUUGCGGUGACUUCAAGAAGAACGAGUGUUGUCCCGAGUUUCAAUCGAGAGACGAACAGCAGCGGCAACAACAGAACCGACAUCAACAACAAUAGCAACAACGACAUCAACAACAACAGCAACAACGACAUCAGCAACAACAGCAACAACAACAUCAACAACAACAGCAACAACAUCAACAACAGCAGUGACAUAAUGGCUGAUGCUGACGGGUCGAGCCGCUCUCUCGUAGUCCUCACAUGCCUACUCGACGGGAUGCCUGUCGAAUCCAACGGCUCGGCGUCGCUCUGUUCCUCUUCUUCGCGCCAAGAUGCGGGCAAGCAGGAGCCUGACGACUCUGACAGGAUCGAGAUCCUUGAGGACGAGGACGAGGAAGAGGAGGAGGAGAAAAAGAAGGAAGACGAAGAGGAAGUGAUGAAGGAGAAGGAGGAAGUGAUGAAGGAGGAGGAGGAGGAGGAGAAAGAGGUAAAGCAUGAUCCCGAGGAGGAGGAACACCACAACGAUGAGGACGCUGCUGCUGAUCCCACAGUAACAGACUCGGAUGAUGCUGACGAAGGACCGUCUUCUGUUGCUAGCGGAAGGCAGCAAGAGGAAGCUGCCGUAGCCGCAGCGGGGAAGCCGGAGAGGAGCAAGAAGAAGGAUACCGACUCAGACUCUGAUGAGGACACAUACCCCAAACGGAAGAUCGCAAGCCCGAGCAAGAAGCAGCGGGAGGAGGCGAGCAGGAAGACGAUGGAUGAGAUCAAGAAGGAUGUCCAGCGAGACUAUGAAGACGACGUUCCUUUAUCGAAGAUCACAAGCCCGAGCAAGAAGCAGCGGGAGGAGGCGAGCAGAAAGGAGCGGAAAGGGAGGAUCAAGAAGAAGGAUUCCGACUCAGACUCUGAUGAGGACACAUACCCCAAACGGAAGAUCGCAAGCCCGAGCAAGAAGCAGCGGGAGGAGGCGAGAAGGAAGGAGCGGAAAGGGAGGAUCAAGAAGAAGGAUUCCGACUCAGACUCUGAUGAAGACACAUACCCCAAACGGAAGAUCGCAAGCCCGAGCAAGAAGCAGCGGGAGGAGGCGAGCAGGAAGACGAUGGAUGAGAUCAAGAAGGAUGUCCAGCGAGACUAUGAAGACGACGUUCCUUUAUCGAAGAUCACAAGCCCGAGCAAGAAGCAGCGGGAGGAGGCGAGCAGAAAGGAGCGGAAAGGGAGGAUCAAGAAGAAGGAUUCCGACUCAGACUCUGAUGAGGACACAUACCCCAAACGGAAGAUCGCAAGCCCGAGCAAGAAGCAGCGGGAGGAGGCGAGCAGGAAGACGAUGGAUGAGAUCAAGAAGGAUGUCCAGCGAGACUAUGAAGACGACGUUCCUUUAUCGAAGAUCACAAGCCCGAGCAAGAAGCAGCGGGAGGAGGCGAGCAGAAAGGAGCGGAAAGGGAGGAUCAAGGAUACAGAGAGCUCCGACGACUUCAGCCCUCCGAGGGCAACCUUCACUCCCACCAAACCAGCGCAGGAGAAGCGCAAGGGCGAGGAUCAGGAGGAGGAGAGGAGCGCAAAGAAGGCGAAGACGAGCAAGUACCACCGGAAGUUGGAGAAGGAGUGGGAGGACCUGGUGAAGAGCGGGAGGAUAGUAGAAGGUGACGUCAUCAGCCACACCUCAAGCACUACUAGGAUUCCAAUCAAGGGGACCGUCACAGCGGACGGGAAGCUGCGCUGGCAGGACAACGGUGCCUCGAGAGUCUACGACAAUCAUGCUGGGCUCCUGCUGGGCAGCAACGACUACACCUGGGAGGACCUUCAACAGCGCUUCUCCAGGUGCAAGAAGAGCAUCUACGUCAAGUCCUCUAGCGACGGGACGUCGAAGAAGCUCAAGGAGCUGCUCAAGGGGUUGGGCAAGAACAAGUGA